UAUACAUAAAAUAGUGCAUAUAAUUAACGAAAAAAAGAAAAGAAAAACAGCAAUUUGUUCAUUUUGUGGCUAAUGAUUAAAGUGCAUGUGUAAUGCAAUUGGGGUCCCUGCGACUGCGACCCAUUUAUAACAAUGUGGCUCAUGACCCACAGGGGCCAACUGCGUUGCGACGAUUAAAAGUGGCCGUCAGGCCGAGACGUGGAAAAAACAAAUUAACACCACAGACAGAGAGAUGUGGUGGUGGUGUGUGUUUUAAGUCCAAGUACAAUAUCGAUGUUGACUAUGAGGUGCCCAAGAAGUUACAAUGGUACUAUGCACCUGCCUUUUUCGGGUUUUGGUUCGUCAUUUAUCUGUCGCUGGUCAACACACAGAUCAAUCAUCUACCAAAGCCAUUGACCCACAAAGAUGAGGCGACCCAUCCUCGUGAUUUCAUAGCACAGCGUGCUGAGGACACCCUCAUCGAACUCACUCGCAUAGGGCCACGAGUUGUGGGCAGUGUUAAUAAUGAGGUGACCACCAUUCAGUUCUUCCGUGAUGAAGUGGCCAAGGUCCAGGCCGUGGCCAACGAUCGCUUCGAGAUUGAGUUGGAUGUGCAGCAGGCAACCGGUGCCUACAUGCACUGGACCAUGGUCAAUAUGUACCAAGGUAUACAAAAUGUGGUUGUCAGACUGCGGGAGAAGGGCAACACGAAUGAGAAUUACCUGUUGAUCAAUAGCCACUACGAUUCUGUGCCCGGUAGUCCCGGUGCUGCCGAUGACGGUUCCAUGGUGGCAACCAUGCUGGAGGUGAUGCGUGUCAUUGCCAAAACAGAUGAGUCCAUGGACCAUCCAAUUGUCUUUCUGUUUAAUGGUGCCGAGGAGAAUCCGUUGCAGGCCUCGCAUGCCUUCAUCACACAGCACAAGUGGGCCAAGAACUGCAAAGCUCUAAUCAAUCUGGAUGCAGCGGGCAAUGGCGGUCGCGAGGUCCUGUUUCAGUCGGGGCCCAAUCAUCCGUGGCUAAUGAAGUAUUAUCGGAAGGUGCCGCAUCCAUUUGCCAACACAUUGGGUGAAGAGAUGUUCCAGGCUGGUUUGAUACCAUCCGAUACAGAUUUUCGCAUCUUUCGUGACUAUGGCGGUGUGCCCGGUCUGGACAUGGCCUACAUAUUCAAUGGCUAUGUCUAUCACACCAAAUUCGAUCGAUUAAAUGUCUUUCCACGCGCCUCCUUCCAACACACUGGUGACAAUGUGCUCGCCUUAACCAGAGCUCUGGCUAAUGCUCCCGAACUUGAUGACACUGCGGCUUACGCCGAGGGUCACAAUGUCUUCUAUGACUUUCUGGGCUGGUUCAUGAUUUUCUACACACAAACCACAAGCAUUAUUAUAAACAUGAUUGUCAGUGUGGUAGCGCUCCUGGCAGUUGGCAUCUCUUUGUACUUUAUGUCCGCCAGAUCCGGCUGCAGUUGGAAUGCUGUGUUGGUGCGCUUUGGCAUUAUAUUUGGUAUACAGAUUGUCUCUCUUGCUCUGGCUCUGGGCCUGGCGCUGCUAGUUGCAGUUUUUAUGGAUGGUGUGGAAAGAUCACUGAGUUGGUUCACACAGAUGUGGCUGAUAAUUGGCUUAUAUCUGUUUCCUAUCAUCUUUGGCAUGAGCCUUCUGCCUGCGCUCUAUCUGGAAAAGACUAAAAAGGAUCCACUCAGUCUAGGAUUUCGUAUACAGCUAAUUAUGCACUCCCAUUGCGUUUGCCUAGUAAUUCUGAUGAUUGUUUUGACUGCCGUUGAAAUACGAUCGGCCUAUUUUAUAAUGCUUAGCGUUUUCUUCGACAUUAUAGCGCUAAUUAUAAAUUUGAUUACCAAGUGGCAUCGCAAGGCUUACUGGUUCGCCAUAGCCGUCACAAUCUGUCAGAUACUGCCCUUCACUUACUUUACCUACAUCUGCACGGCGGCACUUAAGACCCUGAUCCCAAUGCAGGGUCGAUCUGGUUCGUCAGCCAAUCCGGAAAUGACCAUAGCACUUUUAAUGUGGUUGUUUUCCCUUAUGUUUGCUGGCUUUAUUGUGCCACUCAUAAUGUUCUUCCGCAAGACAAGAACAAUUGUCCUGUGCUUUCUGGCUGGCACAAUUCUGUUCAUCAUCAUUGCAGUCACACCCGCUGGCUUUCCCUACCAGGCCAAGACAUCAGUGCAACGUUACGCUCUAAUACAUGUACAUCGGGUACUCCACAAUGCAGAUGGCAGCACACGCAUUGAUGAGAGCGGCAUCUAUGUUUAUCCGCAAGAUCGACGUUACAAUAUAGCCGAAGACGAAAUCAAGGCAAUCGGCGAAACACACAAGGUUAGCGAGUUCUGCGAUGAGGAAAUGUUCUGCGGCAUGCCAUUAUAUAAUCACCGUUGGCACAAGGCUCGCGAGUAUAGCCUUUGGAUACCGAUAAGCGAAACGCCAGCAGUACCGUCGGCAUAUCCAAUUUUGACCCUUCAGGAAACCACAGAGCUGGAAGGCACUACGCAGAGAAGAUUCAACUUCUCGCUGACCGGCCCUGAUCAUAUGACCAUUUUUGUGAAUGUAAAAAAUGAUGCGAAGCUGCUGAACUGGUCCUUCAAUGAGACGCUAAUAAGGGAAAAUAAGCCACCUCCACAUUUUGUGUACUUCUCCUAUGGUCUGGAUAAUAGUGCUCUUGAAUUCACAAUCGACGUUGAGAAGACUACUUCAACGUUUGACACACCCACUUUGGAAAUUGGCAUUGGUGGUCAUUGGGUGCAUCAUGAUAUCGCGAGAUCUCAAGGUGUGAGUGCACAUCUUGAUCGCUUUCCUUCUUACACCUAUGUACAGGCCUGGGUAGGAACCUACGAGAGCUGGUAUUUCUAAGGCGGCCAUCGAUAGAAAUCACCUAAAUACUUAUAAUGGAUUUUGAUAUUAAUUUACUAAGAUGUUCUACGAUUAUCGAAUCAAAUAUCAAUUAAUUUUAAUUUUACAUUUAUAGAAUCUGAUAAAUAUAUAUAUACACAUAAACAUAA
Molecule: messenger RNA, 2983 nt
Organism: Drosophila grimshawi
Lineage: Eukaryota; Metazoa; Arthropoda; Insecta; Diptera; Drosophilidae
Product: endoplasmic reticulum metallopeptidase 1
Exons: 9
Coding region: 93-2834 (913 amino acids)
Biological process (GO): proteolysis
Molecular function (GO): metalloexopeptidase activity
Source: RefSeq, a predicted model, not a curated record